Neoarius graeffei (lesser salmon catfish) is the source of this 1404-nucleotide messenger RNA. RefSeq names its product calcium/calmodulin-dependent protein kinase type IV. The record is from RefSeq and is a predicted model, not a curated record. Bases 1 to 1404 code for a protein of 467 amino acids. Gene Ontology annotation, molecular function: calmodulin binding; ATP binding; calcium/calmodulin-dependent protein kinase activity. Gene Ontology annotation, biological process: protein phosphorylation. The transcript is spliced from 11 exons. NCBI's taxonomy places the organism in Eukaryota, Metazoa, Chordata, Actinopteri, Siluriformes, Ariidae.
AUGCCGAGCUCUCGCCUCAGCGCUGGAUCUGUAGACUACUGGGUGGACGGCUCACGUCGAGAUGUUUCCUUGGAUGAGUUCUACACCAUGGGCCCAGAACUGGGGAGAGGGGCCACAUCAGUUGUGUAUCGCUGUGAAGAGAAGCAAACUGAGAAGCCUUUUGCAGCCAAGGUCCUGAAGAAGACUAUCGACAAGAAAAUUGUAAGAACAGAAAUCGGGGUUCUGCUGCGUCUUUCCCAUCCAAACAUUAUUCGCCUGAAAGAGAUCUUCGAGACGGAAACAGAAAUCUCUCUAAUCCUGGAGCUCGUCACUGGCGGGGAACUUUUUGACAGGAUUGUGGAGAGGGGCUACUACAGUGAGCGAGACGCUGCUCAUGUAAUCAAGCAAAUCCUCGAGGCAGUGGCGUACUUGCAUGAAAACGGGGUCGUUCACAGGGACCUCAAACCAGAAAAUCUGUUAUAUGCUGAUCUGUCAAUAGAUGCUCCUCUCAAGAUAGCCGACUUUGGUCUCUCCAAGAUAAUAGAUGAGCAAGUAACGAUGAAGACGGUGUGUGGCACUCCUGGUUACUGCGCUCCUGAAAUCCUCAGAGGCAACAGUUACGGCCCAGAGGUAGACAUGUGGUCCGUGGGAGUGAUCCUGUAUAUACUACUGUGUGGGUUUGAACCGUUUUUCGAUCCGAGAGGAGACCAGUACAUGUACAGCCGCAUCCUCAACUGUGACUAUGAGUUUGUCUCCCCCUGGUGGGAUGAAGUGUCCUUCAAUGCAAAGGAUUUGGUUAGUAAGCUUAUAGUUCUGGACCCUCAUAAGCGUCUGAGUGUGCAACAGGCGCUGGGGCAUCCAUGGGUGCUUGGCAAAGCAGCACGCUUCUCCCACAUGGACACCACGCAGAGGAAGCUGCAGGAGUUUAAUGCUCGCCGCAAACUGAAGGCUGCCAUGAAAGCUGUGGUGGCAACAAGCCGCAUGCAUGAGGGCUCAAGGCGCCGCACUGACAGCUGCGAGAUCCCCAGCUCUGACAAGAACUCACGACAAUGCAGCUUGGCAAAAGAAGCACCCAUGGACACCCAAAGUGAAUCCAUGCCUGUUGAAGAAGGCAUGGACAAGACCAAGGAGAAGGAGGCAUCACAUGAUGAAAGAUCCCCUAUCCACACCCCUCUGAGCCCCAAAUCGUCCACUCUGACCAUGGGAAUCAUGCCCACCAGGCCACCCCUAAAGGCAGAGGGGCUGAGAAAGACCUCGGUCAUGGCCAUGGCUCCAGUAGUCCGGCCCAGGGCACCAAAGAAAAGUUGCUCGGUAGAUCCUGGGGUUAAACAUGAGCCCUUGCCGGUCCUUGCUAGUCCACCCAGCCCUAAAAGCAUGAGCAAUGGCUUUGUCGAGACUGCAAGCAGUACAGCAGAGUGUCAAUGA